Schizophyllum commune H4-8 is the source of this 373-nucleotide messenger RNA. RefSeq lists its product as uncharacterized. The coding region runs from base 20 to 373 and encodes 117 amino acids. Gene Ontology annotation, molecular function: nucleic acid binding. The record is from RefSeq and is a predicted model, not a curated record. Gene Ontology annotation, biological process: tRNA splicing, via endonucleolytic cleavage and ligation. The transcript has 5 exons. NCBI's taxonomy places the organism in Eukaryota, Fungi, Basidiomycota, Agaricomycetes, Agaricales, Schizophyllaceae.
GGUAAGCGCCCAGACUGUCAUGGAGACGCACCCAUCUUACCCCGCUAUCGCUGCGUAUGUCAGCAAGUACCCUCGGUUUGCGGACAGCCUCUUCCAGGCGUACAACGAUAUCCUGUACAGCCAGAAGUGGAAGGACGUAGAGGUUCUUGAUUUGGAAGCGUGUUCUCGCGGGGCCAUUCGCGGGCGUGACGCUACGGACAGGCAGAUGCAUGUCGUACCCUGCUCGCUCGCUGAUACUAUCUCCUUCGCAUGGCUACAAAGCGCCUUCCCCCAGCUAGGGAAUCCGCCAGAGAUAUACCUCGCAAUCACAGCAACAGACGCCUCAAUUGUGUACUACAAGAUCAGUACAGGAAUCGUCAAGCCUCCGUUAUAG